Messenger RNA from Pangasianodon hypophthalmus (striped catfish), 2454 nucleotides. RefSeq names its product matrix metallopeptidase 20b (enamelysin) (gene mmp20b). The record is from RefSeq and is a predicted model, not a curated record. Gene Ontology annotation, molecular function: metalloendopeptidase activity; zinc ion binding. NCBI's taxonomy places the organism in Eukaryota, Metazoa, Chordata, Actinopteri, Siluriformes, Pangasiidae. Gene Ontology annotation, cellular component: extracellular matrix. Gene Ontology annotation, biological process: amelogenesis; collagen catabolic process; proteolysis. Bases 67 to 1536 code for a protein of 489 amino acids. The transcript is spliced from 10 exons.
UGAUCUUUCAGUCCAGCUCUUCUCCAGCUGGCCGCUUUGAACACCUCUGUGAUUCAGAGCUGGGCGAUGGGGCUCUUAUUUGGUUUAGUUUGUGUCUUUGCUCUUUUUGCUCCUUCCUGUCUUGGUGCUCCUCUGCUGCAGGUUGAGCGAGGAGAUGUGACAUUACAUCAGGGUGAAAAACUCCAGGAUGACGUGGUACUGGCAGCUAAAUACAUCGAGCGUUUCUACAGUUUUCAGACAGGUCCACCUGGUCAUAGGAAGAGAAGUCAUCCCUCUUUUUCCUCUAAACUGAAAGACAUGCAGAGCUUUUUCAGACUUAAUCAGACAGGCAGCCUGAACACUGAGACACUGGCUGUAAUGAAAAUGCCCAGGUGUGGUGUUCCUGAUAUUCAGGAAUAUGUUUACAACCGAGGCAACAGAUGGAAGAAAAACAAGAUAUCUUACAGCAUUGGGAAGUACACCAGUGACCUACCUAGGAAUACGGUAGACUCCUUGAUUGGAGCAGCUCUGGAUGUGUGGGCAAAGGCCAGCCCUUUACGGUUCUUCAGGUCUUCCUCUCAGCAAGCUGACAUCAUGGUGGAGUUUGGCUCCAAAUACCAUGGAGACAACUACCCCUUUGAUGGACCUAAGGGCACACUGGCUCAUGCUUUUGACCCUGGAGAGGGCAUUGGAGGAGAUGUUCACUUUGAUGAAGAUGAACUUUGGACAGCAGAUUCCAGAGGAUUUAACCUGUAUUUGGUUGCAGCACAUGAGUUUGGACACGCCUUGGGUUUGAAACAUUCUCAAAACCCACAGUCCCUCAUGUAUCCCACAUACAGAAACCGUCAAUCACAAAACAUGCUUUCCAGUGAAGAUAUUAGGAACAUCAACGCACUGUAUGGGCCGAGCGUUACAGCGCCUUAUUACCCAAGGCUGAGUUGGAACUAUCCCUUCAACUCUUGGUACACUGGCUUUUACUAUCCAAGGGCAGUAAAGGACAAAUGUGAUCCUGACCUGUCUUUUGACUCUGUUACUAAUGUAGGACCAUCCAUUUUCUUUUUCAAAGACCGGUAUUUAUGGAUCAAGAAAAAUAAAAAUGACAUAAAGGAGGGUCCCAUCGGCAGUUUCAUUCCAAAAAUCAAUUCAACCAUUGAUGCUGCCUAUUGGCUUCCAAACUCCAAUACCUUCCUUUUCAGUGGUUCCAGCUACUGGACUGUGAACGGCACUCGGAUGACAGGCUGGCGUAAAGAAAUCACCAGCUUUGGUUUCCCAGCCUCAGUGGACCACAUAGAUGCUGCAGUCCACAUUCCCAACACUGGCCACACCUUAUUCUUUACUCAGGACCAGUAUUGGAGAUACAAUGAGAUUCUGGAAACCAUGGAAUCUAACCCACACAUGAUCUCAGAUGAUUUCCCAGGCAUUAAGACGCCCAUCAGUGCAGCUGUUUAUAAGCAUGGUUUCCUUCAUUUCUUUGUUGGACCUGAGGUGUACAAAUAUGAUGUAAUGGUGAGGAAGGUUAUUAGAAUUAAAAAAGCAAAUUCUUGGCUUGGAUGUUAACGAAGAUUUAAAAAAUAUAUAGGCUCACACAAAAUAAUUGUAUGAAAGUAGGCUGUAUUCUAUGCCUAUAAUUGUACAGAAUGCAGAAAACCAGGCUACAUAUAUUAAUGUGCAUCUCCUGGUUUGAAAAUCAAUUUCUUAUUCUCCUUCUUCUUCUAACUUCUUUAAAACUACAUGAGAAACAGGUGUGUGGGGGGAAUCUUGACUGGCUUCAUGGGAAUUAAGGAGUAUUUGCUAUAAGCACAGUCACUUCAUAUGAUAUAUGUUUAUUUUCAGCACUUGUGUUAACACUAAACAGACUGAAAAAUACCUACGGUGCUAAUUAGGCAGUAUCUUAUUUGUUAGGGUUCUGUACAAUUAGCACAGUUUCAUAGAAGAGUCUUGUGUUUCACGCUAGAUGAGGGAGCACCUGCUUCAACAGUGUUAGACUGUUGAUUUCUGAUCAGUGACUUUUAUUAAUAGCCACCUGGUUAUUUACCACUUUAUUUUACACACCAGGUAGUCUAAAAACACUGCAUGAAUAUUAGUUUCAGAAACUGAUACUGUAAAAGUUGUACACAGAGAAUAUCAAAAAAUUUAAUAACUAUAUAAAAUUCAUUAAAAUAUCCAGACCUAAGAUGUAAAUGAUUCAUGACAUGGCAAAAUUGUUUAAAAUGUAAUGUAUUAUUACUGUGUAGCUCAAAUUAAAUAAUGAUAUUCAGAUUUUAUAUAUGUAAUCGGGAACCAAUGUAUUAUUUUGAGUAAUGAUUUUUUGUUUUAUUAAUUUGGAUUCAUUAAUUAUGUUUGACCAAAACCUACAUAGUGUGUAACCUACCAAAAAGAUAGAUGAACAUUAUUCCAAUUUAAAAAAUAAUAAUAAAAAAGAUUGAUAUUAGUAUUUGUGUGGCCUCCCUUAAAAAGCACAUCUCAAUUAUUUCU